Messenger RNA from Geodia barretti, 1554 nucleotides. NCBI's taxonomy places the organism in Eukaryota, Metazoa, Porifera, Demospongiae, Tetractinellida, Geodiidae. The record is from the annotation of a GenBank genome assembly.
AUGGCGACCUCGCUGAUUCGGGGCAGAUACGUCAUUUGCGAAGCGGGAACUGGCGAGUCCGAAAGCAGGGUCAUCAGCGACGGUGCCGUCCUGCAGCGCGACGGACUCAUCGAGGCGGUGGGAACCUACGAUGAACUGAAGAACCUCCAGGUUGACGAGGUCAUCGGCGGGCCACAGUUCCUCGUGAUGCCGGGCCUGACCAACGCCCAUCACCACGGGCGGGGUGUCUCUACGUUCCAGUUUGGCAGCGUCGACGGCUGUCUGGAAUCGUGGAUCGUGGACGGCUGGGGUCGACGGCCUGUCGACUGGCACCUGAUCACCCUGUACACCGCCAUCCAGAUGAUCAAGUCGGGGACCACGAACGUGAUGUACAACCAUCCGCGGACGCCGACUAUCGGGAUGGUCGAGGAAUCUGAGCAGGUGCUGCGUGCGUUCGGAGACGCCGGCAUGCGGACCGCCUUUUCCGUUUACUACCGCGGCCAGAACCGGGUCGUAUACCACGACGACGAGGCCUUCCUGUCCGGCCUGCCCGCCGACUUGGCAUCGGCAGUGCGCCAGUACCUGGCAGUCACAGACCUUCCUGAAGACGAUUACUUCUCCUUUUUCGAAUCGUUCCGUGAGAGCCACGGACUGGAGGCGUCGGGCGGUCUGGUCUCGGUACUGCUCAGCCCGAGCAAUGUACAGUGGGCAUCAGACGAUUUCUUUUUCCGCACCAAGGAACUCGCCACGCGGUACGGCGCCGCCGUCCAUAUGCACCUUGUUGAAAGCUGGUACCAGAAAGAGUACGGCGUGCGAAGGUGGGGCAAAACUCCAGUCGCCCAUCUAGCUGACCUCGGGUUUCUGGGACCGGAGCUUUCCUGCGCUCACUCAGUCUGGCUGACCGAUGGGGACAUCGAGCUGCUCGCCGCCGCGGGGACCACUGUCUGCCACAAUCCCAGCUCCAACCUGCGCCUGAAGAACGGCAUCGCGCCCGUCAAUGCCAUGAUCUCGGGUGGUGUUAACGUGGCCAUCGGAACCGACAGCACCGCCAUCAACGACGAUGACGACAUGCUCCAGGAAAUGCGCUUGGCCUCCAAGCUGCACCGCCAGCCCGGUCUGGAGCGUCCGGCCUUGGACACCCACCAAGCCCUUCGAAUGACCACGGCCAACGCCGCCCGCCCUACCGGUUUUGACGGGCGCAUCGGCACACUGGAGCCGGGACGCUAUGCCGACAUGGUCCUGCUGGAUUGGGAGGCUAUGACCGCACCUUACUUCGAAGGCACCGGAGAUGUCGCCUCUGAUGCCGUGAACGCCGUGGUCUACCGGGGCAAAUCCACCCACGUCGAUACCGUCCUCAUCAACGGUGAGGUCGUAUUGCGAAAUGGCAGGUCGGUGAAGGCCGACGAGGAGGCCGUCGUUGCUGAGCUUCGCGAGCAACUGUCUCGUCCCAUCGAACAGGAAACCCUCGCGACUCGUCAAAUGGCUGCGCGUCUGCUCCCGUACAUCCACCAGUUCUACGACGAUUGGAGCAUUCCAUCCGACGGACCGCACUACGUCUAUAACGGACGCGCAUAG